Molecule: messenger RNA, 996 nt
Organism: Acaulospora morrowiae
Lineage: Eukaryota; Fungi; Glomeromycota; Glomeromycetes; Diversisporales; Acaulosporaceae
Source: the annotation of a GenBank genome assembly
AUGAGAUUAAGAGUCCGUGAACGCGAUAAAGUUCAUGUUAUUACGAAUUUAACCGAAACUUCAACAUUUUUGGAGUUGAAACAUUCAAUUCAAACACUUACUGGGAUCUCGCCUUUGCAUCAAGAACUUAAGAUAGGCUAUCCACCUCGCGUUUGUAAAGCGGGAGAUCAGGAUACUUUAAUUUCAAUUGGGAUACAAAAUGGAGAAGUAAUCAUUCUCAGUGAACUGUCCUUAUCAGAAUUGGAUAGUCAACCUAAAGCGAAUACCUCGUCCACAAAGGACACCAUAGUCAUACGUGUGGAAAAUGGAUUUGUUAUCCUGAGAGAAAUGGAAGAUGAUAAUUCUUGUCUAUUUCGUGCAAUUGGGUAUAUUUUGUUUCGUUCGAUUAAGAUUAUGCUUGAAGACAGAGUAGAAUCAACUAUUUUUGUCAUGGACCCAGAAAAAUAUUCUGACGUUGUUUUGGGCAGGUCUCGAGAUGAGUACUGUUCUUGGAUAGCGCAAAGAAAUAGUUGGGGUGGUGCUAUUGAGCUUGCCAUUUUUGCAUCCCACUACAAAGUUGUUUUUGAUAUUCAAGAAAUUCGAAGUAUAGAUGUUAAAAGCGGAAGAAUUGAUCGAUAUGGUCAAGGAAAUUACGGUCAAUGCGUGUAUAUAAUAUACAGUGGAAUACGUGAGUAUCUUUGUCUGAAGCAUCUUUCAAGCAUAUUGGUCAAUCAAUCAACCUUAUUUCAAACUUAUCUAGACUAUGAUUCCAUUGCUUUUACACCAACUACCGAGGCCAGUCCUGAAUUUGAUCAAACAAUUUUUGAUGCGUCAGAUGAGACUACUUUGACGGCCUCUACUGAAAUUGCAGAUAAAAUGAAACAAAUGCAUAAAUAUACAUACACAGCUGAUUUCACUUUGCGUUGUGAUCAAUGUAAAAAAGGACUAAAAGGGGAUAAAGAGGCAGUGCAACAUGCUAAAGAAACAGGUGGAUAUUAUUUCUUAUUAUACUUUUGA